AACAACAUGGAAUCAGAAAACCAAACAGGCGUAGCAGAAUUCCUGCUCCUGGGUCUCUCAGAGGACCCAGAACAGCAGCCCCUCCUCUGUGGAGUGUUCCUGUCCCUGUACCUGGUCACCGUGCUUGGCAACCUCCUCAUCAUUGUGGCCGUCGGCUCUGACUCCCGCCUCCACGCCCCCAUGUACUUCUUCCUGUCCAACCUGUCCUUGGUGGACAUCUGCUUCACCUCCACUAUAGUCCCCAAGAUGCUGGUCAACAUCCAGACAAAAAACAAAGCCAUCACCUACGCAGGCUGCCUCACUCAGAUAUAUUUUUUCAUGUUUUUUAUGUGUAUGGACAAUUUACUCCUGACCGCGAUGGCUUACGACUGCUAUGUGGCCAUCUGCCAGCCUCUGACCUACGCGGCCGUCAUGAGCCCAGGCCUCUGCGGCCUGCUGGUCCUUGUCUCCCUGGUCAUUAGCCUUAUGAACGCCCUGCUCCACAGCCUGAUGGUGCUGCAUCUGUCCUUCUGCUCAGACUUGAAAAUCCCGCACUUUUUCUGUGAUCUCGCUCAGAUCCUCAAACUUGCCUGUUCUGAUACCCUCAUCAACAACAUCCUGAUGUAUUUAGUGACUAUCCUUUUGGGUAUUGGUCCCCUUUCUGGGAUAAUUUUCUCUUACACUCGAAUUGUCUCCUCCAUCCUGAGAAUCCCAUCAGCUGGUGGAAAGUAUAAAGCUUUUUCCACCUGUGGGUCUCACCUGUCUGUUGUUCUCUUGUUCUAUGGGACUUGUGUUGGAGUCUACCUUAGUUCUGCAGCCUCUCUCUCCCCCAGGAGGAGGGCAGUGGCCUCGGUGAUGUACACAGUGGUCACUCCCAUGAUGAACCCCUUCAUCUAUAGCCUGAGGAAUAGAGACAUACAGGGAGCUUUAAGGAAAUUCAUCCCUAGAACAGGUUCCUUUUCAUGA
Messenger RNA from Miniopterus natalensis, 945 nucleotides. RefSeq names its product olfactory receptor 7G3-like. The record is from RefSeq and is a predicted model, not a curated record. Gene Ontology annotation, cellular component: membrane. Gene Ontology annotation, molecular function: G protein-coupled receptor activity; olfactory receptor activity. Lineage: Eukaryota; Metazoa; Chordata; Mammalia; Chiroptera; Miniopteridae. Gene Ontology annotation, biological process: G protein-coupled receptor signaling pathway.